GCCGAAGUUUUUGGGCAUGUCAUGCAAGUGCGUGCUGCUACCAGACGCCCCGCGAAUCAUGUACCUGUUGGCCUGGCGGAUACGAACAGUCGAAAGGACAUCGAAUUAACAAGACAGGUCACUUCUUGGUCGCCAGGAGUGAGCGGGCGCGGGGCACACAAUGUCCCUCUUACGACCCACGGGCGUCGCACUCGCGCGGCGAUUCUGUACCUCCGCACACGUCGAGCAAGCCCCACGGUCGCGCAUACUCUCGCUGAUACAGUCACACGGCACACGGCGGAUGCAAUGUCGCGCCUUCAGUCACACCUCCCGCUUCUCCGCCAAAGUCAUAGACCCGCCACAGAACCCCACGAACCCAAAGCACCAGAAGCGCACCGUGCAAAUAGGGCCGCUGCCCGACGGCCGCGUCAAUGACAGCACCGUGCAACGCAUCUUCGGCCGCCGGCUCUCGCCCACCGACGGCAACAAUGUCCUGCGCAUCCUGCACCACCGCCGCACCGCCGGCUCGCUGGCCGACUACGGCGUCGACAACUUGGGCAAGCAGUACACGCACGUGAACCGCGACACGGCCCUUAGGGGCCUCGAGUGGCUGCGCGAGCAAUACCCCAUCGACGAGGCGCGUGCGGCAGAGGAAUGGGCCGAGAAGGAGGCCAACCGCAUCUCGUACGAGCUCUGGCUGGCCGACCCCGAGACAGAGUCCAAGUACAAGGACCCCGCUCGCGCCUUCCGCGAGAAGAUGCAGGAGGAAGAGGAGGCUGAGCGACUGCGCCAGGAGCGCGACGGGGAGAGGAUCGGCAUACUGCAUGUCGGCAAGUCGCAGUUCGAGCGCAACAUCGAGGAGAAGCGGCGGCAGCGGCUGGAGGAGGUGACCAAGAAGGCCGAGGAGAAGGAGGCCAAGGAGCGCGAGAUGGAGGAGAAGCUCGCCAGCGGGGAGUGGGUGCGCACCCCGACGGGCACCCAGCUCAUGAAGCCGGGCCAGACGGCCUACGUCGAUGUGUUCGGCCGCGAGCAGGUCAGCCGCCGCAAGGAGGAGCUGGUGGCGUACCAGAAAAAGUCCGAGACGACGUUCGAAGAUGAGCAGGACAUGCUCUCCAAGACCACCCUCUCCGAACGCCUCUACCCCAUGACCGCCUUCGUCCUGCUCACCGUCGCCCUCUCCACCGCCUUCGCCUACAACUACGCCCCGCCCGCGCCCGCCUACCGCAUCUUCCCCGACCUCUCCCCGACCCUCGCCACAAUCGGCACCCUGGUCGCCCUCAACGGCGCCGUCGCAAUCGCCUGGCGCAUCAUGCCCCUCUGGCCCCUCAUGACGCGCUACUUCAUGCACGUCCCGGGCUACCCGCGCGCCGUCCAGGCCAUCCUCAACGUCUUCUCCCACGUCCAGUACGAGCACUUCCUCGCAAACAUGAUGAUGCUGUGUCUCGUUGGCCCCGUGUGUCACGACCUCGUCGGCCGCGGCGUCUUCAUGGGCACGUAUCUCAGCGCCGGCGCGGUCGGCACCCUCGCUAGCUUGUACUGGGCGAACCUUGGUCGCGGCAAUAUCGCUGCCCAUUCCGUCGGCGCUUCGGCUGCGCUGUGGGGCGUGUCGGCUGUCUACUGCUUGUUGACUGAGCAGGAGCGCAUACAGAUCCCCUUCGUCAAGGACCAGAGCGUGUCCUUCUGGCCCAAGGUGCUGUUCUGCGCGUUUGUUGCUGCUGAAUUACAUGGCGCGCUUAAGAAGAAGAAGGUUAGUACUAUGGACCACGCGAGCCACUUUGGAGGCAUGUUCGUUGGUGUCAGUGUGGCUGGGUACAUGAGGGCGACGGGGUGGCAUGGGAAGAAGUUGGAUACAGUAGGGGAAGGGCAAGAUAGUGUGCAGGAGCGGACUGGCGUCGAGGGCACGACGGUGGAUGUCGGUGCCAUGGUGAGGGAGGAGGCCAAGCAAGUCCGGGACAGCGUGUCGCGGAUUGGGAAGUAGACGACGUGUUGCUGUCGAUGUUGUAUGUAAUUAUACAUGUAUAGAAUAUAUAGCGUACAAGGAGAUGCCGAAUGUUUAUACAUAGGAUUUCGACUUCAGCAGAACUCC
Messenger RNA from Dothidotthia symphoricarpi CBS 119687, 2065 nucleotides. RefSeq lists its product as uncharacterized. Gene Ontology annotation, cellular component: membrane. Bases 161 to 1957 code for a protein of 598 amino acids. The record is from RefSeq and is a predicted model, not a curated record. Lineage: Eukaryota; Fungi; Ascomycota; Dothideomycetes; Pleosporales; Dothidotthiaceae. The transcript has 2 exons. Gene Ontology annotation, molecular function: serine-type endopeptidase activity.